This is a messenger RNA of Bursaphelenchus okinawaensis, 2278 nucleotides long. Lineage: Eukaryota; Metazoa; Nematoda; Chromadorea; Rhabditida; Aphelenchoididae. The record is from the annotation of a GenBank genome assembly.
AUGCUCCUGCCCCUCUUCUAUGCCCUCGGGGGAUUGGCGGCAGGUACCCAGGACUCGAUCCGCCUCUUCGACGACCUCAUGUUCGACUACAACAACCACCUUCGGCCAGCGACUCGACCUCUCAAUCAGACCGUCGUCCAUGUCCGGUUGAGUUUGUCACAGAUCAUCGAAAUGGUAGGUCAAUCACAAUAUCUUUUUAGAUUUUGAGGGUUCGAGGGGUGAGUAAGACCUACACAAAGGGGUGGGUAAGAUAACCAAGUUCGAGAUAAUUGUAUUAGGGUUUCUUCGGAGAGUAUGACAAUAUACUUUUGCUCGGAAAUGCUUUUAAACUUUGAAAUGAUUUGACAAAAUAAGCUUGAAAGCAAGGUUAAGAUGACAAUAUUGUUAUCCAAUUUUACAAUAUAUAAAUGUUAUUCAGGACGAGAUCAACCAGGUAAUGAUGUGUGCUGUCUGGCUACGACAAACCUGGAACGACCGUCGCUUAUCCUGGAAUCCCAAAGAAUACGGUAACAUUGAUCUGCUGCACGUACCGUACGAGUUACUUUGGGUGCCUGACAUCGUAUUAUAUAAGUAAGUAUAACUACUGUCAUUUUUACAGUACAAAUAAGUUAUUUAUUGUAAAUGUAUAUAUUAAAGCUUAAUUUAUUUUGUAAAAUACAGCAGCUUUUACUGUAAAAACGUUUACUGUGUAAAAAGAUGUAUUUUAGUGCAGAAGCCGCGAACAAUAUUACGAUCAGCACGAAAGCCACAGUAUAUUACACUGGAGAUGUGGUGUGGGAGCCUCCAGCACUGUUCCGAACGUCGUGCCAGAUGGAUGUGCAGUGGUUUCCUUUCGACGAACAACGAUGCUUUCUCAAGGUAUGUUACAGUCUAUAUAUGUAUGGUUUACUAUUGUACAUAAUACAAUCUGUGUUAUGUGUUACCAUCUAUAAUAUAAUAUACAUCGUUUUACUAUCGUACAUGAUAGUGCUAAUACUAUGUAGUGUAUUACUUUAAUCAAGAGGCAAUGAACUCACUGUUAGGUACAGUAACUUUGUUUACAGUUUGGAUCGUGGAGUUUCCCUGAACGACUGGUCGAUUUGAGAGUGAUCGACAACUACGGCUUCUCGAAUGAUACUGUAACAUCAGAGGUGGGCAUCGACCUGUCGGAUUACUAUCCCUCAGUAGAAUGGGAUAUCAUGUCCAUCAAGGCUAUACGAAGAUCCAAGGUAUACGGUGGAUGCUGUCCUGGGAACGGUGACUUUGUGGAUCUUACUGUAAGUGGUUACCGUAGUUUUAUUUUUUAAAUUUUAAUAAAGCUUUAAUUUCAAUUUAAAAGACUACAGUAACUUGUUACAGUACGAAGUGUCACUCCGUCGGAAGCCGCUCUUCUACACCGUGAACCUGAUCAUGCCCAACGUGUUCAUGGCGUUCCUCACCCCGUUCGUCUUCUAUCUACCGUGCGAAUCUGGAGAGAAGAUUCAGCUGGUCAUCUCGAUUCUGGUGUCAGUAGCCUUCUACUUCCUCAUCCUGACCGAGAUCAUCCCGGCUUCUGGCACCACGAUCCCUCUCAUCUCCAAGUACCUUCUCUUCACCAUGCUCAUGGUCUCGGCGUCCUCUGGCUUCACCGUGCUCGUUCUGAACACUUAUUACCGUAAGCCUACUACACACGCAAUGUCAUCGGCUACAAAGUAUGUCUUGAUGAAGUGGCUGCCGAAAGUGAUGGGUAUGAACCGAGAUCGGCUACCGACCAAGAAGAGCAACAUGCAGACCGUCAGUAUGCUUCUGAAUCCGGAAGAAGGGACUACGCAACGGAGGAGGAGAGGCACAAUAACCACACUAAGUAAACAGUUGUGUAGAGACCUGGUGAAGGCUCCACACGAUGAUCGACUGACCGAUCUGUACUACUCGAAGCCGAUAGUCAAGUGUCUCGAGAACCUCGGCUUCAUCUCUCAGCUCAUCAGGAAGAAGCGAUGUGACCAUGAGGUAAGUUCUGAAUACUAUAGAAAGACAUUAUUUGUUAAAAGAAGAACAUAUAUUACUACAGUAAUAGUUAAUUUUACCAUCAGUUACAUGUAGGUCAUGGUGAAUAUAAGUUUAGACAGAAGAAGACUGGAAGUAUGCCUCAGCUGUGCUAGACCGCUUCUUCCUCUGGCUUUUUGUACUAUUAUCAGUAGUCGGUACCACUUGGGUAUUCAUCGACACUCCCUUGUUCUAUGACAGUCGGGUACCAAUCUCAUUUCCUCAAAGCGUGGUACCGUUGGAUGAGCUGGUCAGAAUGAGAUUGUCCAAUAACUAG